AUGGCUAUCCUACACUUUCUGGAAGCCAUCGGGUUAUUGGCCAACACCAACUCCAUGGAGAAGCUUCCCAUGGAGAUCCUAGAGAACAUACUUGAUCGAUUACCAAUCGAGACAGCCCUACAAGCAAAACGGGUUUGCAAAACAUGGAGAAUUCUCCUCCGUUGUAAAACUGAUAAGGAUUACAUUUACACAAAUACCCUGCUUGGGUCUUGCAAUGGUUUGGUUUGUUUCAGUCCGUUUUAUGGAAGAAACCAUUUCUUAAUUUGCAAUCCCUUUACAGGAGAAGUUGUUUAUGUUCCUAAACAUAAUUCAAUGGAGCAGAAAUUGUCUUGUUUAAGCGGGUUUGGUUAUUGUCACUCAACGAACGAGUACAAGAUUGUUAUUAUGCACAACAAGUUCAAGGUCAAAGUCCUAGUUUAUACUAUCGGUGGUGGUGGGUGGAGAAGCAAAGGAUCAAUGGAUCCUAUUUUCACAUUGAAUUAUUCAGGUAUCUAUGCAAAUGGGGCUCUGCAUUGGCAAGACAGACAUGAUAGGAUCGUAGCAUUCGAUCUGGAAAAUGAGAAGUUCCAUUAUAUCCCAUUGCCACUUAGUAAACAUGAUAGAUACAAUCGUUCCCUCAAGUUGCUUGGAGGGAAUAAUCUGUAUAUGGUGCUCACAAACAAUGAUAAACCUUAUUGCAUGGAUAUUUGGACUUGCAAAAGAAAAAGCACUAAUGCCAGUGCUAAUGGUUGUGAUAUGAAACAAAAUUACAACGACACGAAUUCGUGGGAUUGGAUCAAGGAGUUCAGUAUUGAGUGGAAAGAGAUGGGAUGGGAUGAUAUGAUAUGA
Molecule: messenger RNA, 828 nt
Organism: Papaver somniferum (opium poppy)
Lineage: Eukaryota; Viridiplantae; Streptophyta; Magnoliopsida; Ranunculales; Papaveraceae
Product: F-box protein At3g07870-like
Exons: 2
Coding region: 1-828 (275 amino acids)
Molecular function (GO): protein binding
Source: RefSeq, a predicted model, not a curated record